Messenger RNA from Fulmarus glacialis (Northern fulmar), 881 nucleotides. RefSeq names its product lactamase, beta 2 (gene LACTB2). The record is from RefSeq and is a predicted model, not a curated record. NCBI's taxonomy places the organism in Eukaryota, Metazoa, Chordata, Aves, Procellariiformes, Procellariidae. The transcript has 6 exons. Gene Ontology annotation, molecular function: single-stranded RNA binding; RNA endonuclease activity. Gene Ontology annotation, cellular component: mitochondrial matrix. The annotation marks the transcript as partial.
AAGAGUCCUUAUUGACACUGGGGAGCCAUCUACUCCUGAAUAUAUUGGCUGUUUAAAGCAGGCACUGUCAGAGUUCAACAUCUCAAUUCAAGAAAUUUUAGUGACACACUGGCAUCGUGAUCAUGUUGGUGGAAUACCUGAUAUCUGCAAAAACAUCCCUAGCGACUCUGAAUAUCGCAUCUGUAAGCUUCCUCGUGCCCCUCACCAUGAAGAAAUAAUAGAAGGAGGACAUAAGUAUGUUUAUCUUAAAGAGGGAGAUGUGAUACAGACAGAGGGAGCCACGCUCAGAAUUUUAUAUACGCCUGGACACACUGAUGAUCAUAUGGCUUUACAUCUAGAAGAAGAAAAUGCUCUGUUUUCCGGUGACUGUAUUUUAGGGGAAGGAACAACAGUAAUUGAAGACCUGUAUGAUUACAUGAAAACUUUGAAAAGGUUGUUACAAAUGAAACUAGAUUUAAUAUAUCCAGGUCAUGGCCCAGUAAUACGUGAUGCAAAUGUUAGAAUCCAAAACUACAUUUCUCACCGAAUUGCACGUGAACAGCAAAUUCUAAAUGUUUUCCAGAAGAACGCUGGAAAGUCAUAUACAUCCUCGGAGCUUGUAAAGAUAGUAUACAAGGAGAUCCCUGAAAAUUUACUUCUAGCAGCAGAAGUUAACCUCCUAGUCCACUUGAAGAAGUUGGAAAAAGAAGGAAAAGUGUUACAUGAGGCGUCUCCCAACUUCAGAUGGAGAAACAAUUUAUAAGUUAUGCAAGAUUGCUCAAGGAUUUUUUAAUCUGCACAGUUGCUGCAUCAAAAAAUAUAAUGAUGAGCUCAGAAGAUACAUUAAAUAAAAACUAAUUCUUCAUUCUUUUUUUUAAAAAAGUGGUAACACAAUUUUAAAG